UUUGCAUAUAAUCAAGCAAGCUUUAUGAUGAUUCGAAUACUCCAAACGUUCGACACUUUCACGCUCCGCCAGAAAGAGGAUGCCCCUGAUGGUUCAUACCCACCUCCAUCUUGGAAAGGCGCCCCAGGCAGAAAGGGAAUCGAGGAAGUAUGGCCUGGAAUGGCGAUUACUUUAUUCGUCAAAGGAGGAUGCUGGGUCCACAUGAGUCCAGCGGAUAGCUAAAUUCGAGCACUUUCAAUUUGUUUGAUUUCAAGAUAGCAAGGUUGAUUUUUCGG
Molecule: messenger RNA, 275 nt
Organism: Cantharellus anzutake
Lineage: Eukaryota; Fungi; Basidiomycota; Agaricomycetes; Cantharellales; Hydnaceae
Exons: 3
Coding region: 25-222 (65 amino acids)
Source: RefSeq, a predicted model, not a curated record